AUGGCAGCCAAAAUAGAAGACGCUCUUCAGCGGGAACUAUCCUGUCCGAUUUGUUUCGAACUCUACAGUUCUCCCCUUUUACUUCCAUGUGGACAUACUUUCUGCAAGGAUUGCCUCGCGGACACUCUGGAAAAACACAAGCAAGAAGGCACCGCCAACGACGACAAAGGCGCCACAGCGGGCACAGUAGUUGUCGAUCGUUCCAAACUGCCAUGCCCAACAUGCCGAGGUGAAGUCGACCUACAGCGCCAAGGGCUGGAUUCUCUGAGAAGAAACUUUCUUCUGGACAGCAUCAUUGAGAAAUAUAAAGCUGCCUGUGCACGCGACGGAAAAGAAGUGAAGCACAAAGAAGAGAUUAUUUUGUGCGACGUCUGUGAAAAAGACCCGUGCAAAGCAGUUAAGUCGUGCACCGUUUGUAAGAUUUCCUACUGCAAGAAAUGCCUGCCAGUAUUACACCCAAGUCGCGGGGGGUUAGCAACACAUCGGAUGGUACGUGCGACGAGCAGCUCGACUCCUGGUGUCAUUACUUGCCCGAGCCAUGAGGGAGAGCUAUUAAAGAUGUACUGUACAUCGUGUCGUACCCCAGUCUGUUAUUUGUGUGAUAGAUUCGGGGGUCACCAAGGUCACCAAGUGUCUGAGUUAAAAACAGUUUUUGGCCAAGAAAAGGACUUUCUUGAAAAUGAAGCCAAGAAAUUGUCGGGGAAAAAUGAUGGACUUCAAGAUUUUGUGAAGAAAAUCGUCGGAAUCAUCAAUAAAAUUGAUGAAGGAGGAAAAGAAAUGGAAAAGAAGAUCAAGAAAGAAUUUUCUGAGUUGCAUAAAUUUGUAAAUCAAGCUGAUCAGAGAGCUCGUCUGGAGCUGGCAUUGAAUGUUGCAAUGAAGAAGCGCCACCUAGAGGAGCAAAUGGGAAAAUGUCAGAAUAUUCUGGAUGAUAAUACUGGUACUGUGGAGAUUGUGCAACAAGCACUGACUGUGGACGAAUAUGAGCCAUUUCUACUUAAUGAGGGAUCUGAUCCACUGAACUUGAACAUCACUGCACUGAAGACAAGUUUGAGUUCAUUAUCAUUGGGGUAUUUACUUAAGUAUUCAUUCAAUUGGAAUAGUGGUUCUGCUCAUCCCAAUCUAAAGAUUGACCAGGAGACCUGGAAGAUUGUGACACUCACAUCCGCAGUACCAACCAAUAUCACCAACCCUGGUACCACAUCGGGUGCAUUCCAAGGACCAUCAUUUGCAGUACUUGGUUCAAAUCUUAUUAAAGGAUCAUCAGGAAUGAGAAUGUGGAAGAUGAUGAUAUCUAAAGAAGGGAAGACUAAAGACCUAGACAUCAAUUACAAGAUUGCCAUGACGACUACCACAUACAGAGAUAAGGAAAUUGAUGCCAACCAAUCUGGAUAUCCAUCACGAUGCAUGGUGCAGGGAAAAAUAGGGAAGCUCUACCAGUACAAGUUUUUUAGUGAUGGUAAUUUAGUAGGUACAACAGAAUUAAGUCAGGAUAUCACUAGUGUGUUAAUAGUGCUUGAACUGACUCAGAAUGGUACUAUAUCUAUAUUGAAUGGCAUUCCACUAAAACCGCUGCACACAUUCACUGGUUGUAAUAUGUAUAGCUAUGGUUGGUAUCCAUCUGUGGCUCUGUAUAACAUGGGUUACACAUUAGAACUUGUGUAA
Messenger RNA from Saccoglossus kowalevskii, 1662 nucleotides. Its product is annotated as putative E3 ubiquitin-protein ligase MID2. Gene Ontology annotation, molecular function: zinc ion binding. Lineage: Eukaryota; Metazoa; Hemichordata; Enteropneusta; Harrimaniidae. The record is from RefSeq and is a predicted model, not a curated record.